Trachemys scripta elegans is the source of this 2706-nucleotide messenger RNA. It is a transcript of the gene SLITRK4, whose product is annotated as SLIT and NTRK like family member 4. The transcript has 2 exons. Gene Ontology annotation, biological process: axonogenesis; regulation of presynapse assembly; positive regulation of synapse assembly. Gene Ontology annotation, cellular component: glutamatergic synapse; membrane. Lineage: Eukaryota; Metazoa; Chordata; Testudines; Emydidae. Bases 87 to 2669 code for a protein of 860 amino acids. Gene Ontology annotation, molecular function: protein binding. The record is from RefSeq and is a predicted model, not a curated record.
UGUGUGUGUGUGCGCGGAGCAGCAGAAGUCCAGAUCACGUAGAGACAAUCGCAGAAACUGCAGAGCAGAUAGCGGCGCAGCCGGAGAUGGAGCCGGAUGGCAAAGAUUCUGUAUCUUUAUUCAGGAGCAUAAGGUUGCUUGCUGAUCACAAGAAGAUGUUGCUGUGGCUCGUUCUGGUUUUGUCAACCCCAGUUUCUUCUACAAAUGCAGAUCCUGACAUCUCGGUGGAAAUUUGCAAUGUUUGCUCGUGUGUGUCAGUUGAGAAUGUACUGUAUGUCAAUUGCGAGAAGGUUGCAGUCUACCGACCAAAUCAGCUCAAACCACCUUGGUCUAAUUUUUACCAUCUUAAUUUUCAGAACAACCUACUGAUUAUUCUAUAUCCAAAUACAUUUCUUAAUUUUACACAUGCAGUGUCCCUGCAACUGGGUAACAAUAAAUUGCAGAACAUUGAGGGAGGAGCAUUCCUUGGGCUCAGUGCAUUAAAACAGUUGCACUUGAACAACAAUGAAUUAAAGAUUCUCCGAGCUGACACUUUCCUUGGCAUAGAGAACUUGGAGUAUCUCCAAGCUGACUACAAUUUAAUCAAGUAUAUUGAACGGGGAGCCUUCAAUAAGCUUCACAAGCUGAAAGUCCUCAUCCUUAAUGACAAUCUGAUUUCAUUCCUGCCCGAUAAUAUUUUUCGAUUCGCUUCUCUAACCCAUCUGGAUAUACGAGGGAAUCGAAUACAGAAGCUUCCCUACAUUGGAGUUCUGGAACACAUUGGUCGAGUUGUCGAACUGCAGCUGGAAGAUAACCCUUGGAAUUGUACCUGUGAUUUGUUGCCUUUGAAAGCCUGGCUGGAGAAUAUGCCCUAUAACAUUUACAUUGGAGAAGCUAUCUGUGAAACGCCCAGUGACUUGUAUGGAAGGCUUUUAAAGGAAACCAAUAAACAGGAAUUAUGCUCCAUGGGGACUGGGAGUGAUUUUGAUGUGCGCAUUCUGCCUCCAUCCCAGUUGGAGCCUGGUUACAGCACGCCUAAUGGCCACACUACGCAAACGUCAAUGCACAGGUUAGUCACCAAGCCUCCGAAAACUACAAAUCCUUCCAAGAUCUCGGGGAUAGUAGCAGGAAAAGCGCUCUCUAAUCGCAAUCUCAGUCAAAUUGUGUCUUACCAGACCAGGGUACCUCCUCUAACUCCUUGCCCAAGCCCAUGUGUCUGCAAAACUCAUCCUUCUGAUUUGGGAUUAAGCGUAAACUGCCAAGAAAGAAAUAUAGAAUCAUUGGCCGAACUCGUACCAAAACCUUUCAAUGCCAAGAAACUGCAUGUAAAUGGCAAUUAUAUUAAGGAUGUGGACACCUCAGAUUUCAUUGACUUUGAAGGGCUGGAUUUACUACAUUUAGGCAGCAAUCAGAUUGCAGUAAUCAAAGGGGCAGUUUUCCGCAACCUUACAAAUUUACGGAGAUUGUAUCUUAAUGGCAAUCAGAUAGAGCGGCUGAGUCCAGAAAUGUUUGCUGGCCUCCAUAAUUUGCAAUAUCUGUAUUUGGAAUACAACAUUAUCAAAGAAAUUUUAGCCAGCACCUUUGACUUAAUGCCAAAUUUGCAGUUGCUCUACUUGAACAACAAUCUUCUUAGAAGUCUGCCGGCUUACAUUUUUGCUGGUGCUCCACUGGCUAGACUGAAUCUGAGGAACAAUCAUUUCAUGUAUCUACCUGUAAGUGGCGUUCUUGAUCAGCUCAAAUCUCUUACACAAAUUGAUUUGGAAGGUAAUCCGUGGGACUGCACGUGUGAUUUAGUUGCUUUAAAACUAUGGCUGGAAAAACUAAAUGAAGGUAUUGUGGUGAAGGAAUUAAAAUGUGAAACACCUGUUCAGUUUGCUAACAUUGAACUGAAGUCUCUCAAAAAUGAGAUCUUAUGUCCCAAACUUUUAAACAAGCCAUCUGCUCUGUUCACUAGUCCUGUGCCUGCUGUCACUUUUACUACACCGUUGGGUCCAAUUCGAAGUCCUCCUGGUGGCCCAGUUCCAUUGUCCAUCCUAAUCUUAAGCAUACUAGUUGUGCUUAUUUUAACAGUGUUUGUUGCUUUUUGCCUUCUUGUCUUUGUGCUUCGGCGCAACAAGAAACCAACAGUAAAGCACGAAGGAAUUGGGAACCAAGAGUGCAGUUCCAUGCAACUGCAGCUAAGAAAGCAUGACCACAAAUCAAACAAAAAGGAUGGACUAGGUGCAGAGGCCUUCAUUCCUCAAACCAUUGAGCAGAUGAGCAAAAGUCACACUUGUGGCUUAAAAGAAUCCGAAACAGGCUUCACGUUUGCUGAUCCACAAGGGCAAAAAAUCAUUCUGAGAAAUAUUACCGACAAGGAAAAGGAUUUAUUGCAUGUGGAUACCAGAAAAAGACUGAGCACAAUUGAUGAACUGGAUGAGUUGUUUCCUGGGAGGGAUUCCAAUGUAUUUAUUCAGAAUUUUCUUGAAAGUAAAAAAGAAUACAACAGCAUAGGGGUCAGUGGCUUUGAAAUACGUUAUCCAGAGAAACAACAAGACAAAAAAAUCAAGAAGUCAUUAAUAGGUGGUAAUCAUAGUAAAAUUGUAGUAGAGCAAAGAAAGAGUGAAUAUUUUGAACUGAAAGCUAAACUUCAAGGUUCACCUGACUACCUACAAGUCCUUGAAGAACAAACAGCUUUGAAUAAAAUAUAGGUCAUGCAAUCUUAUUUCUUACAGAGGACAUUUAUUU